ACCACACCAGUUGGUCCAAUUGCCACUAAAGCGUUAACAUCAUCCGUCUUCUCUCCCCUCCCACAACCUAUUUAAACAUCUGCCCUUAUCUUGAGUCUUUAGGAAGCCCGUUGCACACAGUCCCGAAUAACUGGCAUAUCAGCUGAAGAGACGUGAUGGCUUUGGCAGAUCCCGAGUGUGGAAUAUCAAACGGCGCGGAUUCCACGUCUCCGUUUUCUGACAUUAUUGAACUAAAUGUGGGAGGACAAGUGUAUGUGACACGGCACACGACUUUAAUAGCCGUACCGGAUUCUCUUCUGUGGAACAUGUUUAGUAAGAAAACACCAACGGAGCUGGGUUUUGUGAGCAAAGGUCGCUUCUUUCUGGACAGGGACGGCUUUCUUUUCCGCUACAUUUUAGACUACCUACGGGAUUUAAAUCUGGUUUUGCCUGACUAUUUCCCAGAGAAGAGCAGAUUACAGCGGGAGGCUGAGUUUUUUCAGCUGCGGGACCUGUCCAAGCUCUUGAGUCCCAAUAUGAGUAAAGACAACUCCAUCACCGAUGAGAUCUGUCAGAGUGACUCGGAGGAACCGAGCGUGCCUCCGCUCCUGGGACCCGACGCCUCGCGCACAAUGUCCGUCGCCAGCACCGCUCACUCUCCCUCCAUCGAGUCCAAAAAGUCGGGCUUCAUCACAGUCGGUUACCGGGGCUCAUACACAAUCGGAAGAGACAUACAGACAGACGCCAAAUUCAGGCGAGUCGCGAGGAUCACGGUGUGCGGGAAGACCUCUCUGGCUAAGGAGGUGUUCGGAGACACUUUGAACGAGAGCAGAGACCCGGACCGCCCUCCGGAGAGGUACACAUCGCGCUAUUAUCUGAAGUAUAAUUUUCUCGAGCAGGCGUUUGACAAACUUUCAGAGUUUGGCUUCCAUAUGGUCGCGUGCAGCUCCACUGGCACGUGCGCUUACUCCAGCAAUGACCCAAACGAAGACAAGACCUGGACAAGCUACACAGAGUAUGUUUUCUGUCGAGAAUAAGCCAAAAUAUGUCGCAUUUAAGUGUGUACAGUAUAUAUGAAUUCCACUACAUUCCACUACAAGAGUAAAGUUUCAUCCGUGUUGGAGAGUUGUAGCCUAUUGGAGUUAUUCUCAUUCAUAAAUUUCUAGUUGUGUGCAUCUUAGCUGUUUACUCCGAGACUUUAAGCCUACUACACGUAUUAGCUACUAGAAUUAACAAACGCAUAUUAACUAGCUAUCAUUGCUUAGCUUCAUUUUGUUUGCAGAUAAAGUCAUAUUCAGAUUUGAGGACCUAUUUGUAAAAAGUCCCAGAUGUGUUUUGUACUUGCAUGCAUUUUAAUAAAUAGGUUUUCUUCCCGGGUCAAU
Messenger RNA from Cyprinus carpio (common carp), 1361 nucleotides. Its product is annotated as BTB/POZ domain-containing protein KCTD12-like. The coding region runs from base 156 to 1016 and encodes 286 amino acids. Gene Ontology annotation, molecular function: protein binding. Gene Ontology annotation, cellular component: presynaptic membrane; postsynaptic membrane. NCBI's taxonomy places the organism in Eukaryota, Metazoa, Chordata, Actinopteri, Cypriniformes, Cyprinidae. The record is from RefSeq and is a predicted model, not a curated record. Gene Ontology annotation, biological process: regulation of G protein-coupled receptor signaling pathway; protein homooligomerization. The transcript has a single exon.